Desarmillaria tabescens is the source of this 1068-nucleotide messenger RNA. RefSeq lists its product as uncharacterized. Bases 1 to 1068 code for a protein of 355 amino acids. The record is from RefSeq and is a predicted model, not a curated record. The transcript is spliced from 6 exons. NCBI's taxonomy places the organism in Eukaryota, Fungi, Basidiomycota, Agaricomycetes, Agaricales, Physalacriaceae.
AUGACGGGUCCCCGCCUUGAGCCGUCUUACGCGCCCGCCGGAGAAUCGACGGCUGAUUUAUGGGUGGAGCGGUCCAAUCUUAAUGGCAUGGCGCUUUCCUUAGUUGCUUACGGGAUUCUCUUCACUAUGGCUAUCCAAUGUUAUUCCGGUCUUUUAUCUAUGCGUGCACGGCGGGGAACGACGCAAUGGUGGUUAUGGAUAUACGUCACCACUGUUUUGGUGCUAGCGACUGUGGGGGUUGGAGGGAACCAGAAAUUCAUUCAAAUGACAUUCAUCGAUUACCGGAACUACCCUGGCGGUCCCAACGCUUUUACUGUCGACUUUUACGCAACACCUGUAAAUUUAAUGGGUUUCAUUUGUUAUACCUCUUUGGGCUGGUUUGCCGAUGGCCUUGUCCUAUAUCGAUUUUUCGUCAUAUAUAACCGCAGUAUCUGGGUUGCCAUCAUUCCCGCUAUCCUUUUCUUGGCCGGAAUAGGUACCUCUGUCGGUCUCCUUGUUUCCCUCUCCAAAGCCGAGGAGAGCUUUUGGGCGCAUACGACCGUCCGCUUUGGUAUUGCAUACUGGGCGAUAUCUGCGUCUCUCAACAUCAUUUUUACCUGCCUGAUCAUCAUCCGACUUCUCAUAAUACGCAGACAAGUUAAAGCUAUCAUAGGUUCCAGCCAUGGAACACACUACACUUCUAUCGUCGCGAUCCUGGUCGAGUCUGCUUCGCUGUAUUCUGCGUGGGCGCUGGCGUUUCUGAUCACUUACGCUCGUGACAGUUGGGUUCAGAACAUAUUACUUCCUCCUCUGGGUCAGAUACAGGGUAUUGCGCCUUUGCUUAUCAUCAUGAGGGUUGUCAGUGGAAGGGCUUGGAGUAAAAGCACAGACCUCAAUACAUCAUCAAUGCAGUUUAGACCAGCAUCUUACCAAAGGAGUGGGCCCAGUAAUGUCGUUCCAUUGAACCAUCUGUCGUCCUGCUCCCGGUGGACGGCUGAGACGAGUGCCAUCCCUACGAUUUCCAAUGAAUCUGACAUAUAUAAAGCCGUUCCUGCCGCAAACCAGGACAUAGAGGCCAAUACCAGAUAG